CAACAUAACCUAGGUCUCACCACACUUAAUAGUUCGGUUUCAUCCCAAUGAGAUGCUUACGAAGCGGAAUGGUGUUGUCUCGUGUAGGACGUGUGCGUCUUUUCUCCACACCCCAGUUAACCGAGUCGCCCCUCCACAAAGACCAGGAAACAACAGCGUCCUGCAGUGCAGCUACCGAGGCUGCGGUGCAUAUUGAUGCCAAGGCUGCCGAACAAAUUCGAAUUGCUACUGAAAUCGGUGAGGAAGGUUUCGAAGAAAAUAUCAAAAUUCUUAAACAAAUGUUUCUGCGAGGGUUGCGGGCCUUUUUAAUUUUCAUGCUUGGCUUAGGGGCGUUCUUUUAUUCAAAGAAGCGCCUUGACAGGCGCACGACGAAAAGAGAAGCAAUUGAGGGCUAA
Messenger RNA from Phytomonas sp. EM1, 395 nucleotides. NCBI's taxonomy places the organism in Eukaryota, Euglenozoa, Kinetoplastea, Trypanosomatida, Trypanosomatidae. The record is from the annotation of a GenBank genome assembly.